AUGUCUCUCUUAACAUGCUUCCUUUUCCUUCUCAGCGUAACCCCUUAUGCAGCUUCCCUUAAUUUCGAUUUCCCAAAUAUUACUCCAAAAGAAAACCAGAAGAUAAAAACAUCAGGGGGUGGAGCUUAUAUCUCUGACCAAGGAAUCCAGGUGACCCCUGAAAACAAUCGUCAUUUAGAGAACAGGACAGCAGGCUGGGCAACAUACAUCACACCGCUUCAUCUGUGGGAUAAGAAGUCUAAAGAGCUAGCCAGCUUCUCUACACAUUUUUCAUUUGUUAUUGAUUCAAACAAUAAUACUAAUUACGGUGAUGGCCUCACAUUCUUUCUUGCUCAGAAUAAAUCCAUGAUUGAAUCAGAUUUGGAAAAUUAUUACGGUGGAGGAGACAUUGGGCUUCCGUUCAAUCGCACAACCAACCUCUCAACUGUUCCGUUUGUCGCGGUAGAGUUUGAUACAUAUUAUAACCCUAUUUGGGAUCCAACCCCACAAGAUCAUGUAGGCAUAAACAUCAAUAAUCUUUCUUCUGUUAGCUAUGGAUAUUGGUGGAGCAACAUAACCUAUGGGAAAGAGUGUCGAGCUUGGAUUAACUAUGAUUCUGUUUCCAAAAAUCUUAGCGUUUCCUACACCAAUAGCGGAGAUGAUAUAGAUGAACUUUAUUACACCAUUGAUCUAAGAGAGGUGUUGCCAGAAUCGGUGGUUUUUGGGUUUUCAGCAGCAACAGGUGCCUCGUUCCAGAAAAACAAUAACAACACGCUACCACCAUCCACAAGUCCGGAUUCAUCGAAGGAGAAGAAGAGGACAGGGUAUAUAGUGGAACUGAUUGCUGGAGCCUCUGUUGUACUUGCUAUUUUGGUUAUUGUUACAGUUUUUUGUUGGAAAAUGAGGAAAAACAUGGGAGAUGAAGUUGACGAAUUUGGAUCUGGUCUGGAGAUGAACAAUGAAUUCACAAUGGGCGUCGGACCUCGAAGAUUCUCUUACCGUGAAUUAGCUCGGUCAACUGGUGGGUUUUCAGAGAAAGAAAAGCUAGGCGAGGGAGGUUUUGGAGAGGUUUACAAAGGGUUUCUGGAUGAUUUGAAAAUAUAUGUUGCAGUCAAAAGGGUGUCCAAGAAUUCCAAACAAGGGAUCAAGGAGUACGCAGCAGAAGUAAAGAUCAUUAGCCGAUUGAGGCACAAAAAUCUCGUCCAAUUGACUGGUUGGUGCCACGAGAAAGGAGAACUUUUGCUUGCUUAUGAGUUUAUGGAAAAUGGAAGCUUAGAUUUACAUCUCUUUAAUGGAAACAGCUUGUUAGCAUGGGAAACAAGGUACAAGAUUACCUGUGGUCUGGCCUCUGCUUUGCUAUAUCUACACGAAGAUUGGGAGCAAUGUGUUUUGCAUAGAGAUAUCAAAUCGAGUAAUGUGAUGUUGGACUCAAAUUUCAAUGCUAAGCUUGGCGACUUCGGGUUAGCUAAGUUGGUCGACCACGAGAAAGGCUCACAGACAACACUGUUGGCCGGAACCUUGGGUUACAUGGCUCCAGAAUGUGUAGUAACCGGGAAAGCAACCAAAGAAUCAGAUGUAUUCAGCUUUGGAGUUGUUGCACUGGAAAUAGCUUGUGGACGAAAACCCAUCGAGUACUUGGCUCCUGAAAAACAAGUAAGAUUAAUCCAAUGGGUUUGGGAGCUCUAUGGGAAUGGGACACUUUUAGAAGGGGUAGAUCCACGGCUAGGGUCAGAUUAUGUGGGAGAAGAGAUUACACGUGUGAUGAUCCUUGGGCUAUGGUGCGUGCACCCUAACCCAGAUAUUCGCCCUUCAAUGAGACAGGUUAUUCACAUUCUGAACUCCGAAGCUUCUCUGCCUAUACUCCCCUCAAAGAUGCCGGUGGCUUCUUAUUUGUCGUCUCCCAUGUCUUCAUCAUAUGGCGUGGCUUUUGUCAUCCAAGACCAAUCAUCAAGUGGUGCAUCUAAAUCGGAUUCCUCAGAGAAAACAACAUCAUCGACAGGCUCUUCUUAUUCUCCAUAUGUAUCACUGUUGCAUUCAGAGCAAUGA
Messenger RNA from Lactuca saligna, 2025 nucleotides. The record is from the annotation of a GenBank genome assembly. NCBI's taxonomy places the organism in Eukaryota, Viridiplantae, Streptophyta, Magnoliopsida, Asterales, Asteraceae.